CGGACGCGUGCGCACGGUUAAGAAAAAAAUAUAAAAACUGCUAUUUUAUAUCAAUUCUAAAAUUAAAUAAAUAAAUAAAUAAAUAAUAAUAAAUUCUAGCAAAACUUUUAUAUCUGUGCGUGUUUAUAAAGUGACAAGAUAAUGUGUUAUGUUUAUCAAGUGAUUGCAAGAACUCAGCAUUGGGACUGCUGAUGAAAACCAAUGUGAACACGCCCCAGCUAUGCAGGUUAUAAGCUUACUCCAUGGUUUUGAUAACAGGUAGUAAUGAAAGGUCGACGUGAUGAUUCGCCUCAGGACAACCUCGAGUGUCUUACUCCUAAUGGUGGUAGCAAGAGCGCAAGUAUUGGACUUUGAAGAUCACAACUCGAACGACUUGUGUUUCACAUGCGCCUGCAGUGCUGACGGAUCUAAUGUAGAUUGUUCACUAAGAGACCUUACUGAUAUACCAGAUGGGUUUAGUGAAAAGGUAAAGAAGCUCAACCUGUCGACUAAUGAAAUCUCUGUAUUUCCCAAGGAACUGAUCAGGUUUCACAACUUAGUGUCAUUAGAUUUGAGUGGCAACAGGCUGACUGAGUUGCCAGAAGAUGCUCUGCAAAACCUGACAGCAUUGGAAAUAUUAAACUUGUCCAGAAACAGUUUUGAUACUUGGCUACAUUUAAAUCCCAACGAUGUACUUCAACCAGCGACGAAUUUAAAAAUAUUGGAUUUAUCCAACAAUAAGUUCCAGACGAUGGGAAAUUUAGCAAAUCAGGAGCUCCUAAUCAGCCCAUCCCUUGAAACCUUAAUACUGGAUGGCUGUAAGAUACAAUCAAUUCAUGGGAGAUCACCACUGAGUGGCCUUAUUAAUAUCAGAGUGUUCAAAGUUAACCACAACCCAUUGAUACGGAUUCAGAAUUUGAUAUCACCGACUUUGAAAAGUCUAUAUGCCAGCAAUUGCGAGCUUAGCACUAUUUACCAUAACGAACUGUCAUUUUUACCAGUACUAAGUUAUCUAAAACUGUCACAUAACUAUCGCUUGGAGCUAUUUUCUUCAUCAAAAACUUUAUAUUCAAACUCACUGAGAUAUCUAGACAUAUCAUAUUGUAACAUCCUGAAGCCCAGUAUCCAAGGCUUCCCAAAUCUUCGCAAAGCAUUAAUUAAUCACAACAUGAUUAGAUAUUUAGAGAGCAACGAAUUUCUUAACAACACGAAGUUAGAAUAUUUAGAUUUAUCAUACAACAACAUUGGUUCCUUAAAGAGUGAUACUUUUAGAGGACUAACCAUGUUAAAACAUCUAGACCUAUCAUGGAAUGAAAUUGCCGAAAUACCUGAGGAUAGCCUUCUACAGAUGCCAUCGCUGACUCAAAUUAAAUUAUCGAGGAAUUAUAUAACAAAACUAGGUCACUUAAAAUCCACUUCAUUGAAUAUUAUUGAUUUGAGUUCGUGUGAAAUUAAUGUGAUUGGGACGGAUUCAUUGGAAGGAUUGCCAUCUCUUAUAGAUAUAGAUUUAUCUCACAAUCUUUUGUCAUACAUUCCCGAAAGUAUAUCCUCUAAUACACUAAAAUUUGUAAAUUUCAAUUACAACAGAAUAAGCACGAUUAACAAUGCUACGUUUUUCAUGUUACCCCGCCUGACUUCCUUAAGUGUUGUCGGAAACAGAUUCACAACUAUUUGGCGCCGGUCAUAUUUUGAAUCUAAUCCGUAUUUAGAAAGACUAGACUUAUCUGACAACAUGUGGCGUUGCGAUUGCACAGAUGUGGACAUGUUGGACUUUUUUGAAUUUGUCACUCUAGAACCAAACAAAAAAGAAGAGUCGUACAACCUUAUUUGCAACAGUCCAAUCAAUGUCAUUGGGCAGACCUGGCUAGAAGCAUGCUAUUUUGUUUGGAAUCCGUCUGAUAGAGCACCUGACCCUAAUAACCUAAUGUGGUUUAUUAUCGCUAUGAUCGUAGGUUUAUCUUUAACUCUUGUGUUAGUUAAUACCAUACGAGCUUCGAUGAAGCGGCGUUUAGCAGCAAUACAAGCCGAGAGAGAGAGGCAAGUAGAAGAAGCUAGAGAAAGAUUGAGACAGCUAAGAUUACAGGCUGAACAACAGGCCUUAGUCAACGCGCCUGAUCCACGAGAUUUGAUAUCACCACCUUCGUACGACGAAGCUCUCUCCAUGCCAAAACUGAAUACCUCAUGCCACUCCCUCAACGAGACUGGUUCUAGUAGAAGUAGAAAGAAAAGGGGGCGACGAAAAACCAAAUCAAGUGGAGAUUUGCUGGAGGAGACAGAAAGGAAUGGUGAUGUGCGUGUAGUAGAUGAUAUAGAGAUGACAGAAACGUCUGAUGAUAAUAGAAGAAGAAGACGACGGAGACGAAAUAGAAGAUUUGGCAGUCAUGAAAUAGCGGAGUUGGAUGAAUCUCCAGGAGCCCGUCGCAGACGCAUGUCGGAGUACGAGCCCGGAGACAGCACCGCAGUGGAGGUGGAAGCAGAACUGGAGAGGCCACUCCGUCCGCGACAACGAAGGUAUUCUAGUGAUGAUGAACCGAGAGAAAGUGAUUUCUAGGACUAUUUUUUAUGAACAUUAUUUUUACAGAGAAAUUGUACCUAUUAUUGUUGUGUAGUGUAGAGAAUGAUUUUGAUUAUUUUAUUGUAAGUAAAUAGGCUUUUUAAUAUA
Pectinophora gossypiella (pink bollworm) is the source of this 2641-nucleotide messenger RNA. RefSeq names its product insulin-like growth factor-binding protein complex acid labile subunit. Gene Ontology annotation, cellular component: extracellular matrix. Lineage: Eukaryota; Metazoa; Arthropoda; Insecta; Lepidoptera; Gelechiidae. The transcript has 4 exons. The record is from RefSeq and is a predicted model, not a curated record. The coding region runs from base 281 to 2530 and encodes 749 amino acids. Gene Ontology annotation, molecular function: protein binding.